UUUUUUUUGCUGUAAAUAUACUUCGUCUUCCAUCAAUUACUUUUGCAACGCUGCAACAUUCACUGACUUCGGAUUGAGGGUUCAAUAUGGAGUUGAAUUGAAAUUGUAAUUCAAAGUUGAAGAAAUUUGCAUUAUAUUUCAACUUCCAUCUUCACAUAUUGUCCUGAAGUUUAGUCAUGUGUGACUGUGUUCAGUCAGCUGCUAUUAUAGCUAACCGAUUUAGCGGCAUUCGAUUUCGAAUAUUAGGUCAAGCUCAAUGUGGUUGGAAUCGCAAGCCAGUGUUUUUGGCACCAGAAAUAUUAACUGGGUACAAAGAUUGUUCUGUUAUUAAUAAACUGUCAAACAGAAAAUGCAGGAGACAUGAGAAGGUUAUUAUGGAUAGAAGAGUUGUGACAAAUUUGGGUGUGUUUGGUUUAAAUGCAUUUGAUUCUGGUUCUGACUUGAGGCUGAAAGAGGGAGGGGAUGAGGAUUUUGAAUUGGGUUUGCGAAAUGGUGAAGAAAAGCUUAAAGACUUAGGUUUGAUCGGUGAAAAUGAAGCUUCUGAUGAUAUGAGGAAUUAUGAUAGCUUGAACAGUGAGAAAAAUCAGAAUGGUGAGCUUGGGCAGUUGAAUUUCGACGAACUUUUACAGGAGGAAGGUGAAGGGAGAGUUUCUAAAGCUGCAGAUUUAAUGUCUAUUAAAGGUGAUGGGAAGAAUGAGGAUUCGGAGUUGGGUUUUGACCAAUUUGAGGAGCUUCAACAGUCCAACUCAAAGCCAAAACACAAGCUAGAGAGGAAGGUGGAAUCUAGGAGUAGAAAGCAGUUGGCAAAGAGAUCAAGCAUUCUUGCAAAGCAAGUGAUAGGGAUUGAAUCCGCUUGCAGUUUGGGAUUUGUUUCACAGCUGUGGGUUGACACUGCAACUUGGGCAGUAAUGGAGGUUGAAGUCAGGCCAAACUUGCUUUCUUCAGAAUCAGUAAAAUUUCUUCUUGAAGAUAUUAAAAAGGUUGGUGAUGUGGUGCUUGUACAGGAGGAAAACUAUAUACAAAAUGAAUUUAGUACAGUUGGACUGGAAACCUUGGUAGGGUACAGUGUUGUAACACCUAGACAAAGAAAUUUGGGAAAGGUUCGUGGCUACACUUUCAACAUCAACUCUGGUACUGUGGAGUCUCUUGAGCUCGAUGCAUUCGGGUAUUCAGUUAUUCCUUCAAGUCUGGUAAGUACUUAUGCCUUGUUCAGUGAUGAUGUACUUGAGGUAGUCUCAGAUCUCAUCAUAGUGCAUGAAGCAGCAGUCUCACGCAUCCAAAGGUUGACCAAGGGAUUGUUAGGCACGAAGAUCGCUGAGACAUCAAGCAUUAAUCUCAAAAACCGCGACAUGGAAUUAGAUUCUACACAAUCUGUUAAAGAUCGUAAGCCAAGAAGGAAACCAAGUAAGCGAAAAUUCUAUCCAGGAACUAGGGAUCUGGACAAUGACUUUGAUCUCCCUAUGGAUUACAUGUAGUAAAUACUACAGUAAAUGUUAAUUUUUUUAAAAAAAAAAAAAUAUAUACUCCUCCUACCCUCCCUUUGUAAUUAAUUUCAUAUACUCCAUAAGUUUGUAAAAUUUCGUUCUCACUACCUAAUUUAUUUGAACAAAAUUAUGUAUUCAAUAGUGAAAUAAAAUCAAUUUAAUUUCUUUUCUUUGAAGUAUUUGGUCUACAAAUAAGAUUGUAAUUCAAUUUUUUUGGUUUUUUACACAACUUUGAAACUCAUGCAUGAAAGCUGAAAACUUUGCAGUUUAUGAGGUUCAAUUAUACAAUGAUACAUAGACUCUUGAUGUUGAUUUUAAUUUGGGAAAAAAUAAAUAAAUAAUGGCCUAUGCAGGUCUCGAACCUGCGACCUUCGCGUUAUUAGCACGACGCUCUAACCAGCUGAGCUAAUAGGCCUUGAUGUUGAGACACUCUAGUGCAACAUAAAACACUAAAUCAAUAAUAUCACAAAUUCUUCAGAUUCUCUCAUUUCUAAAAACUGUACAGUACAAAAUUCUGAUACUCCUUAAUAAUGUGUUUUUUGUCGUAACAUUGGGACACUAAUUAUCGUUUCACGGAAAAGACAUACAUUUGCACCUAAUCCCCUAAUAGCCGUUACCCGCCCCUCUCAAUUCAAAUUCAAAUUAGCAAUCAUACUUUAUUUUUAUACAUUAAAAUAAUCAUAUAUAAAUUGUCUAUCAAAAUUUUCAUAAUCACCACCUUCAUUUCUUUGACUAUCAUCUCCUCACUCCCUACACACAUCCUUUCUCUCCUGUCUUCCAUUCUCGAUGCUCGCCGCCGAGCAACCCUCCGCAUCUCCCCACUUCCGCCACCCAAAACCCGGUGGCCGAAAACCUUUACAACCCAAAAACAGCAUUGUCAUCAACAACAAUCACUAUGAUCCUUCUCCAAAACAAAAAUCAAACCCACCAAAAACAAAUCAACUUUUCAUCCCAACAUUAUCACCCAUUAUCAUCGUCAAUGAUUCUAAUAAGGAGAACUGGGAUCCGACCAUCCCUCUCAUUGAAUCCAUGGAUGCUUCCUUAGCCGAUGAGCUGACCGCGGUCAAGCAGAAGCUAGAACGACUCAAGUUUGAAAAAGAUAAGAUUGAUAAAAUGCUUCAAGAGCGAGACCGUAUUCUUGAGAUUCAAAUGACUGAGCUUAAUCACCGUGGAGAGUUUCAGAAGGAGCUCGAAAUCGAAGUCGAUCGACUUUAUCGAUUGAAGCAUCUCAAGCUCGCUUGCACACAGAGGAUGUCUCCAAUUCGGUCAUUGAGGGAAAAAGAAAUGGAGAAGAAGAACAAGGAUUCACAACCUGAGCUCACUAUUAGUGAAUCGUCUGAGAAAUCAGGGGAAAAUAAGGAGGAAAUGGUGGAUGAAAACAGCACUUCAGAGAGUCCAGCCCCGAGUUUUUCGAGUUCGAAAUCAUCCACAUCAAUUACUUCCACAUCCAAUUCCAAUUCCAAUUCCAAGUCGACAGCGAGUUCAAAAUUGUUGCCAAUUCGGUUAAGGUUGGGGUUGGGAUUGGAAAGUGCAUUGGAUGAUGAUAAGUAACAAUGUAUAAAGAGAUGGAGGAAAACACAUACAAGUAGUAUAUUUUCAACCAUGGUUGAUUGAUUGAUUGAUAUAAGAUAAUGUUCCAAUUGCUAAUUAAUUUUCAGGCAAACGUAUGUAAUGUCUUGUUAUAUAUGCUGCAAUUUAUGGUGAUAUCAAUUUGCUCUUUAAGAUUAUGUUUGAUUUGUUAUGUGUAGUUGUUCGUGUACACAGGCAACUUGUUUUCCUGUUAUUUAUGCUAUCAUUCUUAAUAGCCUUUAGGCAGAAGACUACGUACUAGUGGUAGUACUCGAACUUGUGACCUCCUAGCCAUAACCGAACAUAGGUGAUUAACAUCUAGACCAAGGCACCAAGCAAUCAAGCAUGCAUGUUCCUGUAGCAACAAGCCAACAAGUACCUCAGCUAAUAAAAGGGUGGGUCAGUGGAUGUAGUGGGGAAGUCACAGUAGUGCAUUUAGUGUCUGGCUGAUACCUCGUUAAUAAAUAAAAAAUUAUUCCCUAUAA
Chenopodium quinoa (quinoa) is the source of this 3538-nucleotide messenger RNA. RefSeq lists its product as uncharacterized. The record is from RefSeq and is a predicted model, not a curated record. The transcript is spliced from 10 exons. Bases 177 to 1475 code for a protein of 432 amino acids. Lineage: Eukaryota; Viridiplantae; Streptophyta; Magnoliopsida; Caryophyllales; Amaranthaceae.